Messenger RNA from Cyprinus carpio (common carp), 2095 nucleotides. RefSeq lists its product as uncharacterized. The record is from RefSeq and is a predicted model, not a curated record. Lineage: Eukaryota; Metazoa; Chordata; Actinopteri; Cypriniformes; Cyprinidae. Bases 64 to 1335 code for a protein of 423 amino acids. The transcript is spliced from 8 exons.
CUUCUCCGUGUCAAACAGCACUGUGCUUACUGUGAGUACUCCAGUGAUUGGUCGAGCCAGCCAAUGGUAAACAAUAUACCAGCGGGAAACCUACAGCUCUGUGCAGCUGUUCUGUUCACUGGCUCAUCGUUUUGUCAGAUAUCGAAGUUCUUGGAUGCCUUCAAAAUCCAGGGGAUCUCUGAGUCGUGCUUCAACAAACAUCAGGCCAAGCUCCUUAUCCCAACCAUAAACUGGCAGUGGAAGAUUGACCAGGAUGACGCUAUUGAAAAUGCCAUUGCUAAUGGGGCUGUGACUCUUGGUGGGGACAUGAGAGCUGAUUCACCUGGACAUUCAGCAAAAUAUGGCAGCUACACCAUGAUGGAUCUCAAAGCCAAUAGGGUCAUAGACAUCCAACUAGUCCAGAGCAAUGAAGUUGGAAACCACCAACAAAUGGAGAUGGAGGGAUUUGAAAGAAGCCUGUCUCUUCUUGAGGAAAGAGGUGUUGUGGUCCAGUCUUUGGUGACUGACCGUCACACAGGGGUACAGAAGUUUAUGAGGGAGCAAAAAAAGGACAUUAGUCACUUUUUCGACCUUUGGCAUAUGGGAAAAGGGCUUGGUAAAAAAAUGGAUGUCCUUAGUAAAGGUAAGGGGCUGCAGGACGUGGGGCUGUGGAGAAAGAGUGUGGUCAAUCACCUGUAUUGGUCUGCAACCACAUCAACAACUGGAGAGGAGAUAGUGGCCAAGUGGAGCUCUGUAGCAAACCACAUUCAGAACAUCCACAGCCACGAAAACACCCUGUUUCCUUCUUGUCUCCACGAGCCUUUGGUUGGUGAUCAGACAAGACACUGGCUCAAACCAAGCACAGCAGCAUGUGAAAAAUUCACAGCAAUUUUGUUGUCACCACGUCUUCUUAAAGACCUGCACAAAAUUAGUCCAGAAUACCAUACAUCUGGAAUCGAGUGUUUCCACAGCCUCAUUCUGAAGUUCUCACCCAAAAAUACGGUGUUCUCCUUCAAAGAAAUGUUGUGCAGGCUACAGCUUGCUGCGAUGCAUUACAAUGAAAAUGCAGGCAGAUCACAGGCAUCCACUGCAGAUGGUGAUCUGCGAUACUCAAUCGUUUUCCCCAAAUUUAAGCAUGGCGAAUUCAUGGUGAGAGCUCUGAAGAGUAAUCCAACCACAGGCUACAUUGACAAAUUAAUGGAGCUGCUGUUCCACCACGUGGUGGAAGAACCUCAACCAUACCUGGACUUCUCUGGACAAAUGGCUGUACCAGAAAAACUGUGUGCUCAGUUUAUUCGGCCCGACAAGGAGGAGGCAGUGAGCAGACAUGGGUCAAGGAUCUUUAAAAUCACGUGAGGUCUGUGAGAUCCAUCUCUAAUCGUGAACUGAGUAUCAGAUCGGUGCAUCCCUACUUUAUGGAAUCAGCCUGUUUAACACUGGCUCUUACUUUUCAACACUGUAGUUACCAAUAAGUUCAGAAAGCUUCCAUCAAACACAAGGUAAAGAACUGCUUAAAGCUUGGUAUGGAUGUUAUACCCACUCUGCCAGCUUGGACAUGUCUGUCAUCUACAAUAUUGAACAAAAUGGGUUUUUUUUUUUUUUUGGUCCGUGUGUUAGUGCUACUGAUUCAAAUUUAGAGGGCAGAAAUAGGUUGGUACAUAUUCAUUUUGAGUUUUGUAGCUGAUUUUUUGAUUAUUAUUAUUAUUAUUAUUAUUGUGUACUGUUACUCAAGUUAAAAAUGCUUCUUUAUAAUUCAUUUUAAUUUAAUUUUAAUAUAAUACAAAUAUAUUCAAAAAUGCAGUGGGGGAAGGAAACCUCUGUAUGGUCCUUCUUCAGGAAACUCUUCCCUGAUCCGUGUCACAGUGCAUGAAGUUAUGACCACCUGAAUGUGUUGGCCAAGUUACCCCAACACCACCUUACGACAUUGCGAUAUGCAAGGUGUCUAUAAACGCUGAAAGAGAGGUGAUGCACAUGUAUGUUGAAGUGGAGGGUCAAAAAAUGUUUUAUUUAUUUUUAAAUGCAUUUAAUUUUUUCCUAUUUAUUUAUAUAAACAGUGGCAGUAGUUUGGUGUGAGAGCAUCUGCAUGUACAGUGAGGCCAAGACUUUUGGACAAUGG